UUGGUCAGCACUCCCAUUAUUUACUCACUCCACUCCGUCGGGCCCUCGCGAUGGCAUCCCAACCCUCACUUACACCCUCAAGGAGGCUUCUCGUCGAUCUGCAGAAGUGCGAGCUGCUGAUUCAAUCACACUCUAGACUUCGAGCUUGAAAAGCCAUGGCACCCGACAGAGGAGAAAGCCAGGACUACCAGUCCAUAUCAACCCCACCUUCCACCUCUCGCCGAGAUGAAGCCUCUGACGGCACAGAAGAGCUUCGACGACGCCGUAGCAAUGCCCGCAGAUUCAUUGCCAGCCAUGCAAGCGAAGGGCAGAACUUCACUGUUCGAGGUAUACUCGUUGGCCUGGGGGUCGGCCUGGUCAUCUGCUUCUCCAAUAUGUACUUCGGGCUGCAGACUGGAUGGGUCUCUAGCAUGAGCAUGCCUGCCUCCCUUAUCGGCUUCGCCUUUUUCAAAACUCUGUCGAAGCAUCUCGAUCUACCAUUCACACCCGUUGAGAAUGUGCUGGUGCAGUCAGUGGCUGGGUCUAUGGGGACGAUGCCGUUAGGAUGUGGAUUGGUGGGCGUGAUGCCAGCGUUGAACUACAUGCUGGAGCCGGAGGAACAAGGCCCAAUUGUUCUGGGUCUGCCCAAACUUAUACUCUGGUCGCUGGGGCUAUGUUUCUUUGGCGUGGUCUUCGCUGUGCCUUUGAGGAGGCAAGUCAUCAUAAGAGAGAGACUGAAGUUUCCUUCGGGAACAGCGACGGCAUUAAUGAUUGGCGUGCUUCAUGGCAAGGAAGCCACAGCCGAUGGCCCGAUCUGUCGGACUACCUCUCGGGAUCUUACUUCACAGGACAAUAGUACUCAGUCGUACUCGAACAUUGAUGAAAGGUCUGCGGACGUGGAGGAGCUGACCAAGAAUCAAACAAGCAGUUGGCAAUCUAGAGUCAAACUCCUCAUCAUAUCGUUCGUCAUUUCUGGGCUAUAUACACUUGCAACAUACUUCUUCCCAAUCUUACGCAAUCUUCCUGUCUUUGGAUUUACGCUUGCCGAAUCUUGGCUCUGGACUCUCAACCCAUCAUUGGCUUAUGUUGGACAAGGGAUCAUUAUGGGUCCGGCGACUACAUUGCACAUGCUUCUCGGAGCUAUCGUUGGAUGGGGACUUCUCUCUCCGCUGGCAAAAAAUAGAGGAUGGGCUCCUGGCCCCGUGGAUAAAUGGGAAACGGGAUCCAAAGGCUGGAUUGUGUGGGUAUCCUUGGCAAUCAUGCUGGCCGAUUCAAUUAUUAGUCUUGGUUACAUCGCUCUCAGGCCGCUGGUUAUGCACAGCGGAGAGUAUGCAGAGAGUAUCCGCCAGAUCAUCAGAAAAAGGGACUGGAAAGGCUUCCUAUAUCUUGGAUCCGGCAAAAGCGGGGGAGAUUAUGCACUACUGCGAGAAGAGGUAUCUACGCCACGUGAAGAAACCAGAUCAAAUUUUCAAGAAGACCUUAUUGUGUCCGACGAAGAGAUCAAGGGUCUCCCGGAACCGGACGCUCCUCCUGAGCACUUGGUGAACGAUUCCACUGUCUGGGUCGGCCUGGUACUGUCCGUAGUGUUCUGCAUCGUAAGUAUCCGUGUCGUCUUUGGGGCUUUGGUCCCAUUCUACGCCAUUAUUAUCGCAGUUUUCAUGGCUCUCGUCCUCUCUAUCAUGGGCGUUCGGGCCCUGGGCGAAACAGACCUCAACCCGGUCUCGGGAAUCAGUAAACUAGCUCAGCUCUUCUUUGCGAUCAUUAUUCCGCAAUCGAACAAGAACUCGAUCCUGAUAAACCUCGUCGCAGGCGCCGUCUCCGAGGCAGGUGCAUUGCAGGCUGGCGAUCUCAUGCAGGAUCUUAAAACAGGGCAUCUCCUGGGCGCAGCUCCAAAUGCUCAGUUCUGGGGUGGAGUUAUUGGAAGUGCUUUUGGCGCAGUUAUCAGUGCCCUGAUAUACAGGCUAUACACAAGCGUAUACGAAGUCCCAGGCGAUUUGUUCCAGGUUCCAACAGGCUAUGUCUGGAUUUUCACAGCGAGAUUGGUUACUGGAAAGGGGCUGCCCAUGAUGGCAUGGCAGUGGGCGUUAGGAGCAGCUAUUAUUUUCACAUUUACGACAGUAGCAAGGAUCUUCGGCACAGGGAAGCCAUGGCACCCCUAUAUCCCAGGAGGGAUUGCGGUUGCCGUAGGGAUGUACAACGUCCCAUCGUUCACACUUGCGCGAGCAAUCGGAGGUAUGGUGAACUGGUACUGGCGAUCCUAUCGACGAAAAGAAGAAACCCCUAUCGUGGUGCUAGCCAGUGGGCUUAUUCUAGGGGAGGGAGUCAUGAGCAUCGUGAACCUUCUCUUAGCGAGUGCCAACGUGCCACAUCGAUAGAUGACUUACAUCUAAAAUACAUUAGAUAAUAUACCCCAUCAUUUAGCGCAUACGCUCUUAAAUCGUGCUACUUCUCAUGUUUUCAUUACACACCACACUUUUUAAUCCCUUUCCUUAGUCCUACCCUACCCUUACCACCGCAUCUUUAGCCCGACUCCGUCGAUCCUGACUUCAAUCCGCACGGAUUUAGACCGAGAAGAAGUUUUUCGGAUUUCCUUGCGAAAGUCUUAGCUUGAGGUUAAAGCGCUCCGGUCUUUCUCACUGCACCUUAGCAUUGCAUGCCGGC
Hyaloscypha bicolor E is the source of this 2640-nucleotide messenger RNA. Its product is annotated as oligopeptide transporter-like protein. Lineage: Eukaryota; Fungi; Ascomycota; Leotiomycetes; Helotiales; Hyaloscyphaceae. Gene Ontology annotation, molecular function: oligopeptide transmembrane transporter activity. The record is from RefSeq and is a predicted model, not a curated record. Gene Ontology annotation, cellular component: fungal-type vacuole membrane. Bases 156 to 2354 code for a protein of 732 amino acids. The transcript has 2 exons.